AUGCGCAAAACUCCGAAAUACGCCGGAGAGAGGCCCAAGCAGACUCUGCCUCAGCAGCCUGCACUCACGAAUGCUAGCUUUGAGAGCAAGCUAUCUGCAAUAGGCUGGCCUCCCCACUGCACUGCUCCCAUGGCGGACUCUCCCCUCAACAACUCCUGGCCCUCUUUCUCCAAACUCUGGAUGAAGAGAUGGUCCUUCAAGAGAGCAUCAGAGUGUAAGCCAUGUAGCCGGCCCUCUGAGCCUCCCGGUGACCAACCUUACACCGCUGUAGCCGGGACAGGAUCCUCCUCCUCAACGUCCCCCGCCUCCAUCGCCGAGGAUGUGUUUUUUAGUAACACCAAUGAUAACCAGGACACCUGUUCAAUUGUCAGUGACUACGACUACCCAGGUGUGGAUGUGGAAGUGGGCAGCAGUGUAGAGGAUCUACUGGACCUUAACUCCUCCCUCAGAGACUCCGAGUACUUCAAAGACCUGGAAGGAGGGGAGUCGCCUUCACUUUUCUCUGGGACCACAGUCCCGCAGAGCACCCACCAAGCAGUGGGCCAUCAAGUGUCUCUGAACAGAAACGGCCCUGUUUCCCACAUUAUCCCAGCUAGGCAGCGGCAUUGA
This is a messenger RNA of Lampris incognitus (smalleye Pacific opah), 609 nucleotides long. RefSeq lists its product as uncharacterized. The record is from RefSeq and is a predicted model, not a curated record. NCBI's taxonomy places the organism in Eukaryota, Metazoa, Chordata, Actinopteri, Lampriformes, Lampridae. Bases 1 to 609 code for a protein of 202 amino acids. The transcript is spliced from 5 exons.